UCAACAAAUCAGUGGAAUCCUUCAUGUUCUUUCUUCGAAAACAUUCGCUUCGGUGUUAAUGCCAUUAAGGAAUGUAAAAUAAAUGCAAAAGAGUUGCUAAACUCUAAUAUCGAAAUCUUGACUCCUUAUUUAACGUACUAUGAUACUGAAGCUAAAAAGAAAUAUUUGUAUGAAUUACCGAUUUUAAUAAAAAAUAUACAAUCUGAUGUAAACAACGACAUAUCUCAGUGGCAAUUAUCGAGAAAAUUUUUUACUGUAGACAGUGUAACUGGCUUUGCAGUUACUAGUUCAGGAAAUUCAACUUUUUUACGAGCACCUGAACCUUCUGCGAUACGCUACCUUAAAUCAAUGACUGUCCAGGUUAAAAUGCAAGGAAGAAAUGUACCAGGGAAGAUAUUUCCUCCUUUGAUUAUCAUCGAAUACGGAGAGGCGACUCAUCAAGAUGUGAUUCAAAAUACCGAACUGACUGUUGAAUAUAAAAUUAGUUUUACAUUGGCUGAAAAAGAAUUUAAAGGAGCUAUUGAAAUUGCAAUUGGAAUUUUUUCGAGUUUAGCAUUAAUCCACGCUGGCCUAAAAACCUGGAGAUAUUGUAAAAAAAAUUGUUAUUCAUUAAUCAAUGUAUCGACGUUACUUUUAUUUUUUAUUAAUUUAUUUGAAGCGAUAGGGAAUGCUUUAUUAUUUGUAUCGACAGCUUCGUGUAUUUAUUAUUUUAUUUUCUACAAAGGACAAACAGUAUUACAUAUUUUACUUCCGGAUGAUUAUUUUGAAUUGAUUAUUAAGAUAUCAACAAUUGUUGCGUUUGGUGGAAAAGUAAUCGGGGUAUUAUAUUUAAUAUACCGUCAUAGAAAUGUAAACAUUUUUUUUGUUGACUGGGAACAAUCACGACGUGUUUUAUCCCCAGCUAGCUACGACUCUCCACAUACGUCAUUAAGGAAAUCUUACAGAAAAAAAUUUUACACCGAACAUUCUCAAACAAUAUCCGAACUUGUUGAAUCGCGCACUAAAAAUUCAUCGAAGUCAAGUUUGAAUAAUACUAAUAAUAAUAUUAAUAAUUCCAAUGCCAGUUCUCCAAGUCAGCAAUCAAUAAAUCAUAGUAAUUCAUCAGAAGAAUCGUCAGAAGGCAAUAAAAUCCUUCUAAAUGAAAACGAUACUGAAAAUAUCGCAAAUGACAAAUGGUUAGUGAGUGUAUGGAGAAUUUACUUCGUUAUUAGUCAAUGGUUGCGCAUUAAAACUAAAAGAAAAACCAGCGUGUCUUUUCAAAUAUUUUCAACAAUUUUUAUACUUGAGGUAAUUGGACUGAAGAUGUUGGGCCUAGCAGUACCAGACAUGACUAUGACUGAAAAUAAACUUGUGGACCAUAAUUUUACAAUGCAGUAUGCUGUAGGAGUAAUAAUAUAUGUUGUUGUUUAUUUAUUUCAAUUAAUGCUCGUGAAUUUGUAUGAAAAAUACGUUAAGAAUAGUUUGCAGGGGUUUGUUGAUUUAUGUUCGGUCGCUAAUAUCAGUUUGUUGAUUUUUACUGAUGAUUAUUAUGGAUAUUACAUCCAUGGCAGAUCCGUCCAUGGAUUUGCUGACACAGAUUUGAUGAGUCUGAUAAGCGAUUUACAGAGAGAAGAAAAUAAUUUAUGUGCUCACAGAGGCCUUAUACCUGGCACGACUGAACAGACUUUUGUUGUUUGUAUUUCUAGAAAAUUUAGAGUUUUUUAUAAUGCUUUAUUGGGAUCAAUUAAUUCGAAUGCCAGAAAUUUUUCACGACGUCAUUUUUCAAAAUUAUCUAUGUGGAAUGAACGUUGUAAAACGCAUUUAAAAUUACGUAAAUUUUUAUGCGGUUUUUUGGACCAUUGUUAUGUUAAUAUUGAUUACAUAGUCAAAGAAAGAUGCUUUUUAGAAAAAUUAUGUGAUAUUGAACUGGUAGACACUACUGACAAGACUGUUUUUUAUAUAGAUAAUAACUACUCUUUUGAUACAAUCAUUUUCCACGGCAACGAGUGGGCAUUGGCGACAUUUGAACUAUCAACAUUUUUAUUUACCCUGGUCCUGGGGCAUAAUUACAUUCUAUCGGCAAUUUUUACAAUAUUUUUAUCCCAACUACUGGCGCUACUCGCUAAAUUCAAUCAAAGCGAAAGUAUUUCACGUAAAACUCUCAUCGACGAACGGUUUCUCAUGUAG
Cotesia congregata is the source of this 2166-nucleotide messenger RNA. Lineage: Eukaryota; Metazoa; Arthropoda; Insecta; Hymenoptera; Braconidae. The record is from the annotation of a GenBank genome assembly.